Aspergillus piperis CBS 112811 is the source of this 934-nucleotide messenger RNA. RefSeq names its product TMEM53 family protein. The transcript has a single exon. Lineage: Eukaryota; Fungi; Ascomycota; Eurotiomycetes; Eurotiales; Aspergillaceae. The record is from RefSeq and is a predicted model, not a curated record. The coding region runs from base 1 to 864 and encodes 287 amino acids.
AUGCUGUCCGCAGAGUUUACUCCUUUGUCGGACCGAGUGUACCUACGCCAUGGUAGAGAGAAAGCCAAAUCAUGCGGGAAGGACGAGCCAACCACAAUCAUCAUCUUUGGCUGGGGUGACGGUAUGCCGAAGCAUGUCUCAAAAUAUGCCGAUGGCUUCCACGAUCUGUACCCGUCCGCUCGGAUUCUUCUCGUACUGUCAAGCACCUUACAGGCUCUGAACCAACCUCUUGAAGCUAGAAUACAAGACAUGAUGCCUGUUAUUGACACUGUUUUCCCUACUCCAACGGGAGACGGCAGCAAUGAAGAGCGAGUUCUCCUGCAUUCGAUGUCAAAUACCGGCGGUAUAUUCUUGGCCGCUACCAUAACGGCUUACCAAAAACGCCAUGGCGCGGACAAAAGACUACCCCAUGAGCUUCUUGUUUGCGAUUCAACACCCGGCGGGCUUUCUAUCUUCACUCAAGCCGGCCGCUGGUCGCGGGCUAUGGCUUUGGGCACAUCCCAGUUCUUUCCGUGGCCUUGUAUGGUCACGCAGGCAUUGUGGUUUGCUAUCCUCUGGAUUCACUCCGGGCUGGGGUGGCUGCGUGGGCUGGAACCUUCUGGAGUUUGGGCUGAUCGGGUAAUGAAUGAUGAGUCGGUCACAACGCGAGAGUCCAAUCGGCUGUACAUGUAUUCAAAGGAAGACGAGAUUAUAGGAUUCGAGGACCUUGAAGAGAAUGUUGCCCAAGUUAGGACCCUAGGCUAUCGGGCGGUUGACAUCGAGCUCUUCGAGGGCUCACCACAUGUUGGCCAUAUGAGGCUCCAUCCACAGCAGUACUGGGGAAAAAUCUCGGAAUGCUGGAAAGCGGCCAUAAUUCGCAAAUAAUAGUUCGAUUCGCCACCAUCAAUGGGUCUUAGAAGAGGCGGCCUUUCAUACAUUUAUAGACCAAGACGAU